Messenger RNA from Hyalella azteca, 630 nucleotides. RefSeq names its product histidine-rich glycoprotein-like. Bases 1 to 630 code for a protein of 209 amino acids. The record is from RefSeq and is a predicted model, not a curated record. The transcript has a single exon. NCBI's taxonomy places the organism in Eukaryota, Metazoa, Arthropoda, Malacostraca, Amphipoda, Hyalellidae.
AUGCGCUCACUACAGCAUGAACGUAUUCUGCAUGCUCACGACACAUACGCUCACGGUACAUACGCUCACCACACAUACGCUCACGACACGUACGCUCACCACACAUACGCUCACCACACAUACGCUCACCACACAUACGCUCACGACACAUACGCUCACAACACAUACGCUCACGACACAUACGCUCACGACACAUACGCUCACGACACAUACGCUCACGACACAUACGCUCACCACACAUAUGCUCACCACACUUACACAUACGCUCACCACACAUACGCUCACCACACAUACGCUCACAACACAUACGCUCACCGCACAUACGCUCACCACACAUACGCUCACCACACAUACGCUCACGAAACAUACGCUCACCACACAUACGCUCACCACACAUACGCUCACCACACAUACGCUCACCACACAUACGCUCACGACACAUACGCUCACCACGCUCACCACACAUACGCUCACCACACAUACGCUCACGAAACAUACGCUCACCACACAUACGCUCACGACACAUACGCUCACCACACAUACGCUCACCACACAUACGCUCACGACACAUACGCUCACCACACAUACGCUCACCACAUCACGACCACGACGCACGGUGCGACGCUGUAA